This is a messenger RNA of Vanderwaltozyma polyspora DSM 70294, 7239 nucleotides long. RefSeq lists its product as uncharacterized. The annotation marks the transcript as partial. The record is from RefSeq and is a predicted model, not a curated record. The transcript has a single exon. NCBI's taxonomy places the organism in Eukaryota, Fungi, Ascomycota, Saccharomycetes, Saccharomycetales, Saccharomycetaceae.
UUCAAUGUUGUCUUCAAAUCAAUUAGUGUUAGUACCAUAUCUUCUUCAUUUGUUUAUUAUAACUCUUCCCUAUACAGUAACGAUAUAUCCUCAAUAGUUGUUACCAAUCCAAGUUCUACAGAUCUAGAAUCAAUAGGCAGUCCAUCAUCAAGCUGUUCUUCUUUCAGUUCAACGGAUUCGAAGUCAUUCUCUGUAAAUGCUGAUUUAACAGAAACCAGCAAAGAAUCAACUUCAAAGAUAUCAAUCAGUUCUGAAACCACAUCAAAAUUACAAACUACAAGAACAAGUAACAGUAAGACUGAAUCCAACUCCACUAAUUCAAAGAGUAAUGUUACCACCGGUACUACUACCUACCCAGUCUCUCACACCAGUGAAGAAGAAUUGACUACUUCUACUUACACUUCCACCGACUCUGAAGGUAAUGUUACCACCGGUACUACUACCUACCCAGUCUCUCACACUUCUGAAGAAGAAUUGACUACUUCUACUUACACUUCCACUGACUCUGAAGGUAAUGUUACCACCGGUACCACCACCUACCCAGUCUCCCACACCAGUGAAGAAGAAGUCACCACUUCUACUUACACUUCCACCGACUCUGAAGGUAAUGUUACCACCGGUACCACCACCUACCCAGUCUCUCACACCAGUGAAGAAGAAGUCACCACUUCUACUUACACUUCCACCGACUCUGAAGGUAAUGUUACCACCGGUACCACCACCUACCCAGUCUCUCACACUUCUGAAGAAGAAGUCACCACUUCUACUUACACUUCCACCGACUCUGAAGGUAAUGUUACCACCGGUACCACCACCUACCCAGUCUCUCACACUUCUGAAGAAGAAGUCACCACUUCUAUUUACACUUCCACCGACUCUGAAGGUAAUGUUACCACCGGUACCACCACCUACCCAGUCUCUCACACUUCUGAAGAAGAAGUCACCACUUCUACUUACACUUCCACCGACUCUGAAGGUAAUGUUACCACCGGUACCACUACCUACCCAGUUUCUCACACCAGUGAAGAAGAAUUGACUACUUCUACUUACACUUCCACCGACUCUGAAGGUAAUGUUACCACCGGUACCACCACCUACCCAGUCUCCCACACCAGUGAAGAAGAAGUCACCACUUCUACUUACUCUUCCACCGACUCUGAAGGUAAUGUUACCACCGGUACUACUACCUACCCAGUCUCCCACACCAGUGAAGAAGAAGUCACCACUUCUACUUACACUUCCACCGACUCUGAAGGUAAUGUUACCACCGGUACUACUACCUACCCAGUCUCCCACACCAGUGAAGAAGAAGUAACCACUUCUACCUACACUUCCACCGACUCUGAAGGUAAUGUUACCACCGGUACCACUACCUACCCAGUUUCUCACACCAGUGAAGAAGAAGUCACCACUUCUACUUACACUUCCACCGACUCUGAAGGUAAUGUUACCACCGGUACUACUACCUACCCAGUCUCCCACACCAGUGAAGAAGAAUUUACUACUUCUACUUACACUUCCACCGACUCUGAAGGUAAUGUUACCACCGGUACUACUACCUACCCAGUCUCCCACACCAGUGAAGAAGAAUUGACUACUUCUACUUACACUUCCACCGACUCUGAAGGUAAUGUUACCACCGGUACUACUACCUACCCAGUUUCUCACACCAGUGAAGAAGAAGUAACCACUUCUACUUACACUUCCACCGACUCUGAAGGUAAUGUUACCACCGGUACCACCACCUACCCAGUCUCUCACACCAGUGAAGAAGAAUUUACUACUUCUACUUACACUUCCACCGACUCUGAAGGUAAUGUUACCACCGGUACUACUACCUACCCAGUCUCCCACACCAGUGAAGAAGAAUUGACUACUUCUACUUACACUUCCACCGACUCUGAAGGUAAUGUUACCACCGGUACUACUACCUACCCAGUUUCUCACACCAGUGAAGAAGAAGUAACCACUUCUACUUACACUUCCACCGACUCUGAAGGUAAUGUUACCACCGGUACCACCACCUACCCAGUCUCUCACACCAGUGAAGAAGAAUUGACUACUUCUACUUACACUUCCACCGACUCUGAAGGUAAUGUUACCACCGGUACCACCACCUACCCAGUCUCUCACACUUCUGAAGAAGAAGUCACCACUUCUACUUACACUUCCACCGACUCUGAAGGUAAUGUUACCACCGGUACCACCACCUACCCAGUCUCUCACACCAGUGAAGAAGAAGUCACCACUUCUACUUACACUUCCACCGACUCUGAAGGUAAUGUUACCACCGGUACCACCACCUACCCAGUCUCACACACCAGUGAAGAAGAAGUCACCACUUCUACUUACACUUCCACCGACUCUGAAGGUAAUGUUACCACCGGUACUACUACCUACCCAGUCUCUCACACCAGUGAAGAAGAAUUGACUACUUCUACCUACACUUCCACCGACUCUGAAGGUAAUGUUACCACCGGUACCACUACCUACCCAGUUUCUCACACCAGUGAAGAAGAAUUGACUACUUCUACCUACACUUCCACCGACUCUGAAGGUAAUGUUACCACCGGUACCACCACCUACCCAGUCUCCCACACCAGUGAAGAAGAAGUAACCACUUCUACUUACACUUCCACCGACUCUGAAGGUAAUGUUACCACCGGUACUACUACCUACCCAGUUUCUCACACCAGUGAAGAAGAAGUAACCACUUCUACUUACACUUCCACCGACUCUGAAGGUAAUGUUACCACCGGUACCACCACCUACCCAGUCUCUCACACCAGUGAAGAAGAAUUGACUACUUCUACUUACACUUCCACCGACUCUGAAGGUAAUGUUACCACCGGUACCACCACCUACCCAGUCUCUCACACUUCUGAAGAAGAAGUCACCACUUCUACUUACACUUCCACCGACUCUGAAGGUAAUGUUACCACCGGUACCACCACCUACCCAGUCUCCCACACCAGUGAAGAAGAAUUGACUACUUCUACUUACACUUCCACCGACUCUGAAGGUAAUGUUACCACCGGUACCACCACCUACCCAGUCUCUCACACCAGUGAAGAAGAAUUGACUACUUCUACUUACACUUCCACCGACUCUGAAGGUAAUGUUACCACCGGUACCACCACCUACCCAGUCUCUCACACUUCUGAAGAAGAAGUCACCACUUCUACUUACACUUCCACCGACUCUGAAGGUAAUGUUACCACCGGUACCACCACCUACCCAGUCUCUCACACCAGUGAAGAAGAAUUGACUACUUCUACCUACACUUCCACCGACUCUGAAGGUAAUGUUACCACCGGUACCACUACCUACCCAGUUUCUCACACCAGUGAAGAAGAAUUGACUACUUCUACCUACACUUCCACCGACUCUGAAGGUAAUGUUACCACCGGUACCACCACCUACCCAGUCUCUCACACUUCUGAAGAAGAAGUCACCACUUCUACCUACACUUCCACCGACUCUGAAGGUAAUGUUACCACCGGUACUACUACCUACCCAGUCUCCCACACCAGUGAAGAAGAAUUGGCUACUUCUACCUACACUUCCACUGACUCUGAAGGUAAUGUUACCACCGGUACUACUACCUACCCAGUCUCUCACACCAGUGAAGAAGAAGUCACCACUUCUACUUACACUUCCACCGACUCUGAAGGUAAUGUUACCACCGGUACUACUACCUACCCAGUCUCUCACACCAGUGAAGAAGAAUUGGCUACUUCUACCUACACUUCCACUGACUCUGAAGGUAAUGUUACCACCGGUACCACCACCUACCCAGUCUCUCACACUUCUGAAGAAGAAGUCACCACUUCUACUUACACUUCCACCGACUCUGAAGGUAAUGUUACCACCGGUACCACUACCUACCCAGUCUCUCACACUUCUGAAGAAGAAGUCACCACUUCUACCUACACUUCCACUGACUCUGAAGGUAAUGUUACCACCGGUACCACCACCUACCCAGUCUCUCACACUUCUGAAGAAGAAGUCACCACUUCUACUUACACUUCCACCGACUCUGAAGGUAAUGUUACCACCGGUACCACCACCUACCCAGUCUCUCACACCAGUGAAGAAGAAUUGACUACUUCUACCUACACUUCCACCGACUCUGAAGGUAAUGUUACCACCGGUACCACUACCUACCCAGUUUCUCACACCAGUGAAGAAGAAUUGACUACUUCUACCUACACUUCCACCGACUCUGAAGGUAAUGUUACCACCGGUACUACUACCUACCCAGUCUCCCACACCAGUGAAGAAGAAGUAACCACUUCUACCUACACUUCCACCGACUCUGAAGGUAAUGUUACCACCGGUACCACUACCUACCCAGUUUCUCACACCAGUGAAGAAGAAGUCACCACUUCUACUUACACUUCCACCGACUCUGAAGGUAAUGUUACCACCGGUACUACUACCUACCCAGUCUCUCACACCAGUGAAGAAGAAUUGACUACUUCUACUUACACUUCCACUGACUCUGAAGGUAAUGUUACCACCGGUACCACUACCUACCCAGUCUCUCACACCAGUGAAGAAGAAUUGACUACUUCUACUUACACUUCCACCGACUCUGAAGGUAAUGUUACCACUGGAACCACUACCUACCCAGUCUCUCACACCAGUGAAGAAGAAGUCACCACUUCUACUUACACUUCCACCGACUCUGAAGGUAAUGUUACCACCGGUACCACUACCUACCCAGUCUCUCACACUUCUGAAGAAGAAGUCACCACUUCUACUUACACUUCCACCGACUCUGAAGGUAAUGUUACCACCGGUACCACUACCUACCCAGUCUCUCACACCAGUGAAGAAGAAGUCACCACUUCUACUUACACUUCCACCGACUCUGAAGGUAAUGUUACCACCGGUACCACUACCUACCCAGUCUCUCACACCAGUGAAGAAGAAUUGACUACUUCUACUUACACUUCCACCGACUCUGAAGGUAAUGUUACCACCGGUACCACUACCUACCCAGUCUCUCACACCAGUGAAGAAGAAUUGACUACUUCUACUUACACUUCCACCGACUCUGAAGGCAAUGUUACCACCGGUACCACUACCUACCCAGUCUCUCACACUUCUGAAGAAGAAGUCACCACUUCUACUUACACUUCCACCGACUCUGAAGGUAAUGUUACCACCGGUACCACUACCUACCCAGUCUCUCACACCAGUGAAGAAGAAUUGACUACUUCUACUUACACUUCCACCGACUCUGAAGGUAAUGUUACCACCGGUACCACCACCUACCCAGUCUCUCACACCAGUGAAGAAGAAUUGACUACUUCUACUUACACUUCCACCGACUCUGAAGGUAAUGUUACCACCGGUACCACCACCUACCCAGUCUCCCACACCAGUGAAGAAGAAUUGACUACUUCUACCUACACUUCCACCGACUCUGAAGGUAAUGUUACCACCGGUACUACUACCUACCCAGUUUCUCACACCAGUGAAGAAGAAUUUACUACUUCUACUUACACUUCCACCGACUCUGAAGGUAAUGUUACCACCGGUACCACCACCUACCCAGUCUCUCACACUUCUGAAGAAGAAGUCACCACUUCUACUUACACUUCCACCGACUCUGAAGGUAAUGUUACCACCGGUACCACCACCUACCCAGUCUCCCACACCAGUGAAGAAGAAGUCACCACUUCUACUUACACUUCCACCGACUCUGAAGGUAAUGUUACCACCGGUACUACUACCUACCCAGUCUCUCACACCAGUGAAGAAGAAUUGACUACUUCUACCUACACUUCCACUGACUCUGAAGGUAAUGUUACCACCGGUACCACCACCUACCCAGUCUCUCACACCAGUGAAGAAGAAGUCACCACUUCUACUUACACUUCCACCGACUCUGAAGGUAAUGUUACCACCGGUACUACUACCUACCCAGUCUCGCACACCAGUGAAGAAGAAGUCACCACUUCUACCUACACUUCCACCGACUCUGAAGGUAAUGUUACCACCGGUACCACCACCUACCCAGUCUCUCACACUUCUGAAGAAGAAGUCACCACUUCUACUUACACUUCCACCGACUCUGAAGGUAAUGUAACCACCGGUACCACCACCUACCCAGUCUCCCACACCAGUGAAGAAGAAGUCACCACUUCUACCUACACUUCCACCGACUCUGAAGGUAAUGUUACCACCGGUACCACCACCUACCCAGUCUCUCACACUUCUGAAGAAGAAGUCACCACUUCUACUUACACUUCCACCGACUCUGAAGGUAAUGUAACCACCGGUACCACCACCUACCCAGUCUCUCACACCAGUGAAGAAGAAGUCACCACUUCUACUUACACUUCCACCGACUCUGAAGGUAAUGUUACCACCGGUACCACCACCUACCCAGUCUCUCACACCAGUGAAGAAGAAUUGACUACUUCUACUUACACUUCCACCGACUCUGAAGGUAAUGUUACCACCGGUACCACCACCUACCCAGUCUCUCACACUUCUGAAGAAGAAGUCACCACUUCUACUUACACUUCCACCGACUCUGAAGGUAAUGUUACCACCGGUACCACCACCUACCCAGUCUCGCACACCAGUGAAGAAGAAGUCACCACUUCUACUUACACUUCCACCGACUCUGAAGGUAAUGUUACCACCGGUACCACUACCUACCCAGUUUCUCACACCAGUGAAGAAGAAUUGACUACUUCUACCUACACUUCCACCGACUCUGAAGGUAAUGUUACCACCGGUACCACUACCUACCCAGUCUCUCACACCAGUGAAGAAGAAUUGACUACUUCUACUUACACUUCCACCGACUCUGAAGGUAAUGUUACCACCGGUACCACUACCUACCCAGUCUCUCACACCAGUGAAGAAGAAUUGACUACUUCUACUUACACUUCCACCGACUCUGAAGGUAAUGUUACCACCGGUACCACUACCUACCCAGUCUCUCACACCAGUGAAGAAGAAGUCACCACUUCUACUUACACUUCCACCGACUCUGAAGGUAAUGUUACCACCGGUACCACUACCUACCCAGUCUCUCACACUUCUGAAGAAGAAGUCACCACUUCUACUUACACUUCCACUGACUCUGAAGAUCUUGUUUGCGAACAGGAAUAUCGUAUGGACUCUUUUUUAAUAUUUCUAAUAUCUGUUUUGACAAAGCUUGGAAGGUUUUACUUCUGUCUGGUACUGUUGGUGAAAAUACGAUGGGAGAAGUGA